Messenger RNA from Ipomoea triloba (trilobed morning glory), 972 nucleotides. Its product is annotated as monothiol glutaredoxin-S3-like. The transcript has a single exon. Lineage: Eukaryota; Viridiplantae; Streptophyta; Magnoliopsida; Solanales; Convolvulaceae. Bases 56 to 364 code for a protein of 102 amino acids. The record is from RefSeq and is a predicted model, not a curated record.
CAAACCUUAGCAAACACAUACAGACAGGUACCCAGAUUUGAGUGAGCCCAAAAAAAUGGAGAGGGUGAGGAGAAUGGUGACGGAGAAGCCGGCGGUGAUUUUUAGCAAGAGCUAUUGUUGCAUGAGCCACUCCAUCAAGGCGCUUUUUAGUGACCUUGGGGUUUACCCGGCGGUGCACGAGCUCGACCAGAUGCCCCGGGGCCGGGACGUCGAGCAAGCGCUGGCGGCGCUCGGUUGCAACCCCACUGUUCCGGCGGUGUUCAUCGGCGGCCAGUUGGUGGGGGGAGAGAGUGAGGUCAUGACCCUUCAUCUCCAGAGAUCUUUGAAGCCAAUGCUUAAGAAAGCAGGAGCAUUAUGGGUUUAAUUAUAUUAAUACUUGGAAAUAUUGCAUUUUUGGUACUAUUACUUAUACGCGUGGUACUGACUUAAUAGUCAUUGAGUUAUAUUCGUGACCACUUUAAACCCUUAAGUUAUGGCGAGUUUAGUCUCUAAAGGACACUUUAUUAAGUAACAUAUUGGUGGAAGAUAUAGUUUUCGAUGGACUAAAAUAGCUAUUUCACGCAUAACUUAAGCCAUAAGGGUUAAAAUGGUCAUACAUAUAUAUAACUUAUGGGCCAAAUUUGUACCAUGAGUAUAACUAAAGGAUCAAAAAUACAAUUUUUCUUUAAUACUUUAAUAAAUGUCAAAACAUAAGUGGCUAGGGAAAGUUCGAGAUUAUAUUUUAUAUAUCUAGAAAAAGUGGUUUAAAAUUUAGAGUUCGUCGUCAGAAAUCGGGUCUAUGAAUAAUGCAUAUAUAUAUGAUAUAUAGUUAUUGCUCCAAUUUUCCUAACUCUAUAGAUAUGGAGCAAUGAUGAGUAAUGAUGAAUAAUGUGUUGUACCACUGCUGCGGCUUCUUUUUUGUAUUGCAAGCUGUUGAGGGUAUUUCCCCCCUUUAUUUUGUAUGUGCUAUUAAUAAAUUUUGCUUUAUUACUA